Funneliformis caledonium is the source of this 4908-nucleotide messenger RNA. NCBI's taxonomy places the organism in Eukaryota, Fungi, Glomeromycota, Glomeromycetes, Glomerales, Glomeraceae. The record is from the annotation of a GenBank genome assembly.
AUGUCAUACAUAAAAGUUCCACAUGAUCAAAAAUCACCAACCAAAUCUAAUGCAUCUUCUAUUAGUCAACAUCGUAAUAACCAACCCAUUUAUCAUCAAUCAAUAACACAACUUCUCGAAUCUUCAAGGAAAUCUCAUUAUGAAGAGAAGAAACCUACGAUAUUUUCUCUUAAUGCAUCAUGUGAAUUAUCUUGGUCACAUUUGGUGCACGCCGAGAUCAUUGCGGUUACGAGUGCAAUGAGAAAGAAUUCAAGGUGGUCUGGUAUGAGCGUUAGUGGCUUGAAUAUGGGUGGGUUGGGUAUAAGUAUGGGUUUAAGAGGUGGUAGAAGUUCAGUUAAUGAAAAUGAUUAUAGAAAUCAGAUUAAUGAAACCCCGUUAAUGAGUGGAUUUACCUCACUCAGAGUACAACUCUUCAACAUGUCUGAGGAAUCGGGGAUAGAUGCUGUGACUUUGCUGGAUCCGUUUCUAGAUGUGAUUAAAUCAGGAGAUACCAAUGGACCAAUAACAGCAGCUGCACUUGGAAGUGUGGAAAAAUUUUUAACUUAUGGCAUAUUAAAUAUGAAUUCGGCAAAUUUACCAGUAGCAAUGUCGAUGCUUUCUUCAGCCGCCACACAUUGCAAAUUUGAAGCAAGCGAUUCUGUAUCUGAUGAAUAUGUGCUAUUAAAAAUUUUACAGGUCUUGAGGUUGACCUUGACUUGUGAAGUUGGUAAAGUUCUUAGCGAUGAAGCUCUCUGCGAGAUGAUGGAAACUGGCCUGAGCAUGUGCUGUCAAAUGAGAUUGAGUGAAAUGUUGCGCAGAUCAGCUGAACAUACAAUGGUCGUUAUGGUGCAAACUAUGUUUGAGAGACUUAAAUCGCUAGAGGAGGAACAUGCAACAGGUUAUUUACAGGAAGAAGGAGUUGGAGAAAAUGGUACUUUACAGGAUACUACACAAGUGCGCAUGGCUCCACCCGAUCCAAAAUCUCCUCGUCUUCCCCUUUCUUCAGAAUAUGAUGUUACUGAAAUACCAAAUCUUUUAGCUAGUGCAAUUACAUUAUCACCUUCCGUGAAACAUGAUGAUAAGGAUUUUGAUACAUUGGAUGAUGGACAGGAUGAAAUGGUUGAAUUAGAUGAAAAGGGUGAAGAAGUUAUUAAUAACAAUAAUAAUUUGAUUCAGGAAAAAGAAAAAGCCCAAGAGCAAGAAAAUGAAACUUCUAAUGAGGACGAAAAAGACGCAGAUCCAAAACCAUUCGGAUUACCUUCAAUAAGAGAAUUACUGAGAGUCCUUAUCUCAUUGCUUAAUCCACAUGAUCAUCAACAUACUGAUACGAUGCGACUUAUGGCUCUUAGUAUAUUAAAUGUUGCAUUUGAAGUUGGCGGUCGUACUAUAGGACGAUUUGAAACUUUACGUAAUCUUGCCGUUGAUGAAUUGUGCAGGUUUCUAUUCCAGCUUGCGCGAACCGAUAACAUGACAUUAUUAUCACUUGCACUCCGUGUCAUAUCAACUGUAUUUGGAACGCUCCGUCCAUAUCUAAAAUUACAACAAGAACUUUAUUUGUCAUUCUUAAUUGAAAGGUUAACACCACCUGCAAGUAGUUUAAGGCCUCUUGGAAAUAAUAGCGGAGAUUCGCCACAUAGAUCAGGAUCUUCAACACCUAGUAUGGUUCGUGAACGUAAUUUACGUGCAACGACUGAAACCUCUGUUGCCACGGGUGAAGUAAGGGAGCUUUUAUUGGAAUCUUUAGGUCAAUUUGCAAGAGAUCCGUCAUUUAUGGUUGAUUUAUGGGUGAAUUAUGACUGUAAUAUUGACUGUGGAGAUCUGUUUGAGGAUAUUGUUAAAUUUUUGAGUAAGAAUUCAUUUCCCGAUUCUACCGGAUAUUCUAUAAGCAAUUCUCAUGUUGUGUGUUUGGAUUCUCUUUUGAUGUAUAUAAAUCAUAUGGUUGAUAGAUUACAGACAGAGAAGGAUAAAAAUAAAUCAUGCACAUGUGAAUUAGCUUGGGAUCAAAUGACGGCUGCAGAUUAUAAUUCUGGAUUAAAACCUGUGACGUAUCCGUCCGCAGAAGAACUUUUGCAAAGAAAACAAAAAAAACAAAUAUUAAGAGAAGGAGCCGCAAAAUUUAAUGAAAAUCCAAAAUCUGGGCUUGAGUUUCUUGAAGCAAAUGGUCUUAUUUAUAAUGAUCCUGAUCCUUCUAUUGACAAAAAUACAAGUCUUGCCUCAUUUUUGAAAUCUACUCCUAGGUUGAAUAAACAAUUGUUAGGUGAUUAUUUGUCAAAGCCUGCAAAUAUUGAUAUAUUGAAAGCUUUCGUUAGAUUAUUUGAUUUUGAAGGAAAAAGAGUUGAUGAGGCAUUAAGAGAAAUGUUGGAGUCUUUUAGAUUACCCGGAGAAGCACAGCAGAUUGAAAGGAUCAUGGAAACGUUCUCAGUAACUUAUUUUGAAACUGGGCCAACCGAAAUAGAAACUCAAACAGCCACCUUUGUUUUGGCAUACUCUAUUAUUAUGUUAAACACUGAUUUGCAUAAUCCUCAAGUUCGUCGUCGAAUGACGAUUGAGGACUAUAUGAAAAAUUUACGGAAAGUUAAUAAUGAUAAAGACUUUGCUCCUGAAUAUUUGGUUAGUAUCGUGAAUAUGCAUGCUAUCUAUGAUGCUAUCAGAAAAAGGGAAAUUAUCAUGCCCGAAGAACAUGAAGGACAGCUUGGGUUUAAUUAUGCAUGGAAAGAACUUUUAAGGAGAGCCGAAAGCGCUGGACCAUUAAUAAUAUGUGAUGUAUCUUUGUAUGAUAAAGAUAUGUUUACUACAGCAUGGAAACCUGCAGUUGCUGCUAUUUCAUAUGCAUUCAGUACAGCGCCAGAUGAUAUAACAUUGCAAAAAGCAAUAACAGGAUUUCAUCAAUGUGCAUUAUUAUCAGCAACGUAUAAAUUAUAUGAAGUAUUUGAUUAUAUUAUAAUGUCAUUAGCUAAAAUGACUGGAUUAUUAGGACCAAAAUACAGUAAUGAAACAGCCAAUAAUCCAAUCGUUAAAAUACAAAAUACCGAAUUAACUGUUAGUGAUUUAGCAAUUCAAUUCGGUAGAAAUUAUAGGGGAAAAAUAGCAGCCGUUGUAUUAUUCGCUGUUGCUAAUGAACAUGGGAAUAUAUUAAGAGAAGGAUGGAAAUAUAAUUUAUUUGUGAAUUCUUUAUUACCAAGUAGUAUGUUAAAAGUUGAAGAUUUCUUGGCGGGUACAACAACAAUACCAUUAAAACCAAAAUCAGCAUCAGCAAGACAAGAACGAAGAAAAAUCGAAAAUAGCAUGUGUACUGCUGACUGUGUUAAAGUUUGUAGAUUAGAAGAACUUUUUGCUGAUAUAAGAUUGUUGGAACAGGAAUCACUUGUACACUUAAUGAAAGCACUAAAGUUUAUUGCAGAUGGAAAUACCGCGACAAAAGUUGGGGAUACAAAAUUAUCGUAUCAAUAUUCCCCGUCACCAAUUCUAGGUGCAAGCAAUGGUAAUAUAAUCAAUCAAAAUCAUUUGUCACAUGGUAGUUACGAUCCGGCCACUGUAUUUUUCCUGGAAUUAAUGAUUAACGUAACAUUACAGAAUCGUGACAGGAUUCAUUAUUUAUGGCCUAUUUUAUUUGAACAUAUUACUGGAAUUUUAAGAGAAUCUCAAAAUAAUAGUAUAUUGUUGGUUGAAAGGACCGUUGUGGCGUUAUUGAGAUUAUGUAUCAGAUUAACUCAUAAAGUAAUAGAAAGUAAUGACGAAAUGGUGAAUGAUAUCUUACAAGCAUUAGAAUUGUUAGGAGCGUUACCUGAAGAGGUGAUAAAUUCAGUUGGAGAGCAAAUGAUGGCUGGUAUACUAAAUUUAAUAAAGUCAGAUGCCUCAUACAUUAGAGGGAAGAAACCAUGGACGAACGUAUUUAUUUUAUUUAAAGCAACAGUAACACACCCACAGGCGUCAAGAUAUUCAUUUGAAGCGAUAGCAACAAUAAUUAAAGAAAAUAAGUGUAUUAACAGAGACAACUUUAAUGAAUGUGUUGAAUUAUUAACAGAGUUUGCUUCGGGAGCUACCACAUUAAUGGAACAAGAACGUUCUGAACAUCCAUCAUCUCAAAUUCGGAAUUCUAGAGCGAGAAUAAAUAAUAUUCAAGAUGCUAUUGUAAAAAGAGCACGUAAAUCUGUUGAAUUAUUACAUCAGUUGUAUAGAGAGAUCCCUAGAUUAUUAAGGGAAUCCGAUAUUUCACCAAAAGAAGCAUUGACAUCUUAUUGGCUACCAAUAUUAACAGGAUUAAGUCAACAAUGUUAUAGUCCAUAUAGAGAAGUAAGGCAAUAUGCAUUAUCGUAUUUACAAAGAUCAUUAUUAGAUCCAGAAUUAGUAUCACAUGGAGUAACGGAAUGGGUAUUGAUAUUUGAUGUAGUAUUAUUUCCAUUACUUGAUCAAUUACUUAAACCUGAUAUAUGCAGAGGAUUUGACAGUAUGGGUAUGGAUGAAAUUCGAAUGAGAGCUUCGGGGUUACUAUGUAAAAUAUUUUUACAUUAUUUAAAUAGAUUAAUAGAAUGGGGUGGGUUAAUCAGUUUAUGGAGACAAAUUUUGGAUGUUAUGGAAAGAUAUAUGACUACUGGCGAUAAUGAUUCCUUGAGGGAAGCCGUACCGGAAUCGUUGAAAAAUAUGUUAUUGGUGAUGUCAACGUCAGGAAUAUUUAAUCGACCAGGAACAACACCACCAACUACGAAUACCAAUUCUAAACCACCAGUUGAAUUAUGGGAUAUUACAUGGGAAAAGCAAACCACCGCUAAUAUUAUACAAAGUGAACAUGGUGUAGAAACUACCAAAACAUCAUCAGAAAACAUUAACAACGAUCAAAUUAUUAAAGAGAAUAGCAAUAAUGAGAGUAAGGAUGACGUGAAUAAUGAAACGAUAAAUAUUAUUACUAAAAUUUAUUCACAAAUUAUAUAA